Xenopus tropicalis (tropical clawed frog) is the source of this 1285-nucleotide messenger RNA. RefSeq lists its product as uncharacterized. The record is from RefSeq and is a predicted model, not a curated record. The coding region runs from base 35 to 1006 and encodes 323 amino acids. NCBI's taxonomy places the organism in Eukaryota, Metazoa, Chordata, Amphibia, Anura, Pipidae. The transcript has 9 exons.
UUUUCACCAUACAAGCAGAAUCAGUAUAAGGAAGAUGCGAUUCACAUAUCUUAUGUGGUUUAUCAGCGGAUUGUACAUUCUCUGCAUCGAUCCCGUAUCAGGACUCCGGAAAGGACAAUCAGAUGUGAUGAAGAAAACACCGAUGGCCAUUGAAGAGAGCAAUGACAAUGAAUCAAGUUCUGGAUAUUUAAAAUAUCUCAUUGCAAUGGGAGUUCUGAUCCCAAUUGUACUAAUGGGAGGUCUCGGUUGGUAUCUCUUUGUAAAACAGAAGGAGGCAAACUGGAACUUUGACAUGGAAAAGGGAAAACCUACAUGUCCCCAAACUCCCACAGAGACUAAAAAAGUGAUAAAGACAAAGCCCUCUGUGAAAGUCAUAGAUGAAACACAGGAUAAGGCGAAAAAAGAAGAAAAACAAACAAAAUCAAAGAGUAAAAAACAGAAAAAGAAAACGCCCUCUAUGGAGGAAUCAUUGGCCAAAGAAGAAAUACAAAAUGAGAUGGUGGGCAAAGAGGAAACUCCUCGUCCACCUGCAAAAAAGAUAAAGCGUAAGAAACAAACAGAGAUUAAAACCCCUGAGGAAGAAACAGCUCCCUCAGUGGUUGUGAAUAAAGAUGAAGAUCAGGAUUCAGCUUUAAAAGAGACAGAGCAUAGUAUCAAAAUAAAAAGACUGCCUUUAGGGGAAAAGGAAGAGUCGGAUAUAGACUCUAUCCUUCCAUUAUUGGCACAAUUCCUGAAGGAGAGGAGUCCAUCAGUUUGUCCCGUACAUAGGAGAUUUGAAUUUUAUGAAUGGACCGAAGAUAUUGGAGAAGAGGAAAUCAAUUCUGAACCUCCUCCUGCAAGCUUCACGCAGGUUACAGAAGACUCGGGUCCUUCAUAUACCAUUGUAAGGCACAUGCAGUGGGUACAUGAAGUCCCAGAUGAGAGUGAAGGGCAGGAAAAGAAAGAAGAGUCGCCCAGACAGAAAAAACAAAUAGACGGACAGACAAAGAAAGCUAUGAAGAAAUAAAGCGGCAAGUGUGCGCUAUUGUGAAGGUCCGGUGGCACCCCAGUAUUUAAUAAGCAUUGAAUAAGACUGGGGAAGCCAUCGGGGUAGGUAGAGGGGUUACAACUCUAGCAGUCUCUGCUAGAGUCCAGAAAACAAUAAAAGUUCAAAGAUGAAGAUUCAGCACUGCAGCAGUUCCAAUAGCUAGUGGAAUUAAACUUUUUAGGCUAAAAGAACUGAAUUUCCACCUGUAAAAAGUUUUUCUUUAAAUGACUAAUUCUAUAGUUGUUUUUACACACAUAC